AUUAUAACAUUUCUUCUCAGGUAUUUCGUUACUCAUUAUACGUUUGCUUUCUCAAAUCUCGAAGUUGCGUAGAGAUUUCUUUUAGGGUGUCAAGUUAAGGUGUUUCUAUUAAAAAUGGGUGAUGGUGAUAAGGCUCAAUCCUUCAACAAUAUCGGAGGUGGAUCUUCUUCUACUCGUCGGAAAAAUGAAGAUAAGCCUAAAACUACGAGAAGCAAACUUAAAACAAGAGGAGCCAAUUUAACCAAAAAACAAAUAGAGGCUGCUCAAAAAUUAAUAGGCCGUUCUAUCUACAAGGAACGUAAUGGAGCUGAAGUUCAUGGAACUGUGACUUUCUUUUAUUCCAGAAUGAAUCGAUUAAAAGUUGUGUUUGAAGAUAAAAGAGUCGAAUAUUUGAGUCCAGAUGAAGUUGUUAGCAUUUUAAGAAUUAGCAAUCCAGAAGACAAGAAGAUAAAAAGAUAUUAUGGCACUCCAAAUUACAAGCCCCAACAAUUCAUGGGUCUCAUUAUUUGCAAGGAAUUUGAUGGAGUUAAAUGUUUGGGAACAAUUGUUUCCUUCUCUCUUGAAAAGAAGAAAUUGCUGGAGGUUCUAUAUCGAGCUGAAAACAGGACAGAAUAUAUGGACCAAAUUGAGGUUUUGACAAAUAUGGCAAAACUAGAGGACAUGCUCGCAGUCGCAGAUCAGCAAGCAUCAAAUGAAAGUACUAGUUCAAAGAAUGUUCAUGAUAAGAAAAAGAAAAGUGGCGACUUAGAAGAAGGAUCAACUGCAACUAAGAGAAAAAGAACUACACCUAAGUGAUUCCCAAUUGUUCCCUUCCAUAAUUUGAGGAACUUAUUAAGUGCUUGGACUGGUUGAACUUGAAGUCGACAUUGCUUAUAAUUGAUGAAUUUUCAUAUUUUAUUAAUUUACGGUUGACUUUACCUAUGUAUUCGAAGCUUGUUGAAUUUAUUUAUGCAUAAGAAUAUUGUUGGAUUUUAUUUUUGUGUGGGAGAUUGUUGGCUUUUUUAAGAGUUGAAUAAUGUGAUUGAAAUUUUAUGGUUUUUGAGACAUUCAAGUAUUAAAUA
Messenger RNA from Cicer arietinum (chickpea), 1061 nucleotides. The record is from RefSeq and is a predicted model, not a curated record. NCBI's taxonomy places the organism in Eukaryota, Viridiplantae, Streptophyta, Magnoliopsida, Fabales, Fabaceae.